GAUGGAGCAGGGCGGCGCUCUAGGCAGAGCGGGAGGUCUGGGCUUCGGGCGCUCGCUGGUGGCGGACCCGGAGGCUGCUGCUGCGUGCCGGGGCUCCUUGGCCCGGAUCGAAUUCGAUCCGGAGCCAUGAGUAUGGACAAGGCCGAGCUAUGCGGGUCUCUGCUCACCUGGUUGCAGACGUUUCAAGUUUCGCCCCCCUGUGCCAGUCCCCAGGACCUGAGCAGCGGACUCGCCAUAGCCCAUGUGCUGAAUCAGAUAGACCCUUCCUGGUUCAACGACGCAUGGCUCCAGGGCAUCUCAGAGGACCCAAGUCCCAGCUGGAGGUUGAAGGUCAGGAAGCUGGAGAGGAUCCUACAGAGCUUGGUGGAAUACUCAAAGGAUGUUCUGGGGCACCCUGUGUCAGAUCAGCAUCUUCCAGAUGUGAACCUCAUCGGCGAGUUCUCAAACCCCGCAGAACUCGGCAAACUGCUUCAGUUGGUACUGGCCUGUGCUAUCAGUUGUGAGAAAAAGCAGGAGUAUAUCCAAAGAAUUAUGACGCUGGAGGAAUCUGUUCAACAUGUUGUGAUGGAAGCCAUCCAGGAGCUCAUGACCAAAGACACACCUGAUUCCCUGUCACCAGAGAAUUACGGGAACUUUGAUACACAGUCCCGCAGGUACUAUUUCCUGAGUGAGGAGGUGGAAGAGGGUGGCGAUCUUCAGCAACACUACCUGGAUCUGGAGCGGCAGCUUGUGCUCCUUUCAGAGGAGAAGCAGAGUCUGGCACAAGAGAAUGCUGCCCUACGGGAGAGGGUGGGCCGGUCGGAAGUGGAGAGUGCCUCAGGCCUCACCGCCAAGAAGCUGUUGCUUCUGCAGUCACAGCUAGAACAGCUCCAGGAGGAGAAUUUCAGGCUGGAGAGCAGCCGGGAAGAUGAGCGGCUACGCUGCGUGGAACUGGAGCGUGAGGUCGCUGAGCUGCAGCAACGGAACCAAGCCCUGGCCAGCCUAUCCCAGGAGGCGCAAGCGCUGAAGGAUGAGAUGGAUGAGCUCAGACAGUCCUCCGAACGUGCAAGGCAGCUGGAGGCCACUCUGAACAGCUGCCGUCGUCGCCUGGGUGAGCUCCAGGAGCUCCGGCGGCAGGUGCGGCAGCUGGAGGAGCGAAAUGCAGGCCACGCGGAGCGCACGCGGCAGCUGGAGGAUGAGCUGCGCCGGGCUGGAUCCCUGCGUGCCCAGCUCGAGGCUCAGCGCAGGCAGAUGCAAGAGUUGCAGGGCCAGUGGCAGGAGGAGGCCAUGAAGGCUGAGAAGUGGCUGUUCGAAUGCCAAAACCUAGAGGAAAAGUGUGACCUGUUGACAAAAGAGAAGGAGCGGCUGUUGACUGAGAGGGACUCGCUGAGGGAGACCAAUGAGGAGCUCCGCUGUGCCCAGUUGCAGCCCAGGGGAUUGAAUCAGGCUGGCCUCUCCCUGGAUCCUACCCCUUCUGGCCUGGAGAACUUAGCAGCAGAGAUCCUGCCUGCAGAGCUCAGAGAGACACUCGUGCGGCUUCAGCUGGAGAACAAGAGACUGUGCCAGCAAGAGGCGGCGGACCGGGAGCGACAGGAGGAACUGCAGCGCCACCUGGAGGAGGCCAACCGUGCACGCCACGGGCUGGAAGCGCAGCAACGGCUGAACCAGCAGCAGCUUUCUGAGCUGAGGGCCCAGGUGGAAGAGCUACAGAAGGCCUUGCAGGAACAGGGGGGCAAGACAGACGACGCCGCUCCCACCCUGCUGAAGCGGAAGCUGGAGGAUCAUCUGCAGAAGCUGCAUGAGGCUGAUCUGGAGCUUCAGAGGAAACGGGAAUACAUUGAGGAGUUGGAGCCUCCCACGGACAGCAACACAGCUAGGCGGAUCGAGGAGCUGCAGGACAGUCUGCAGAAGAAGGAUGCAGACCUGCGGGCCAUGGAGGAACGAUACCGCCGCUACGUGGACAAGGCACGCACGGUCAUUCAGACCCUGGAACCCAAGCAGAGGCCACCCACUGGGGUGUCCCCAGAAUUCCAUACCCUGAGGUCACAGCUCUGGGAGCGGAACAUGCGAAUACGGCAGCUGGAGAUGGACUAUGAGAAGAGUCGGAGUCGGCAGGAGCAGGAGGAAAAGCUGCUCAUCAGUGCCUGGUACAGCAUGGGCAUGGCCUUGGAGCAUCGAGCUGGGGAAGAGCAUGCCCCUGCCCAUGCGCAGUCCUUCCUGGCACAGCAAAGACUGGCCACCAAUGCUCGCCGAGGACCCCUGGGGCGCCAGGCGUCUCUGAGCCUUCGCCCCACUGACAAGCACUGAUAGACCUCGACUUCCUGCUGCCUGCUGAAGUCUUCCAGUUUACAUUUACCCAGCCUGGGGCUUUGACCUCGAUGGAGACUGACUUCUGCCCUCUCCUUCCUUAGAUGGGAGAGAAGGGGAAGGCAGGUGGCAGGUGUAGGACUAUUCCUUUUAGCAAUGUGAUUCUUCUUGAUUCUUCUCCUGGGCCUCACGUACUACCUGGGAAGAGCCUGAUUUUAUAUUUGAAAAAAAAAAAAAUAAAGACUUUAAAUCUGUCUUGAAUGUACUCUAGACACAAUGGUGAGGAAUAAAAAUUGCACUAGGGACACAGACGAUUACUUUUAAAAUAAAUGUAUGAGCAUUUUUGCCCAUCUG
Messenger RNA from Rattus rattus (black rat), 2640 nucleotides. RefSeq names its product hook microtubule tethering protein 2 (gene Hook2). Gene Ontology annotation, biological process: cytoplasmic microtubule organization; cytoskeleton-dependent intracellular transport. Gene Ontology annotation, molecular function: dynein light intermediate chain binding; microtubule binding. Lineage: Eukaryota; Metazoa; Chordata; Mammalia; Rodentia; Muridae. Gene Ontology annotation, cellular component: centrosome; cytoplasm. The transcript is spliced from 23 exons. Bases 127 to 2286 code for a protein of 719 amino acids. The record is from RefSeq and is a predicted model, not a curated record.